Molecule: messenger RNA, 1258 nt
Organism: Helicoverpa zea (corn earworm)
Lineage: Eukaryota; Metazoa; Arthropoda; Insecta; Lepidoptera; Noctuidae
Product: trypsin-1-like
Exons: 8
Coding region: 36-1094 (352 amino acids)
Biological process (GO): proteolysis
Molecular function (GO): serine-type endopeptidase activity
Source: RefSeq, a predicted model, not a curated record
GGAGAUGCCGCGCAAAUAAAUAGUGGUGCGCACCAAUGAUAACGACAAGCUCUCGACCCAGGAUACCCACUAAAAUGUGCCAAUGGAGUAUUGUGACUAUAACUUACGUGGUCCUUGCGUUACAAUCGUACGAUGCCAGGGAGAUAAGUUCGCCGGAUGCUGCUACUCUCGACAAUCAUGUACGGGUGUCAUCAGGUAACAGGACGCAGCGGUUCCUGUUCGACGCCAUAUUCGGGCUGGAGGUGCCGAUCCUGGAGGAGCAGAGCGUCGAAGAUGAAGAGGAGGAUAACCAGAUAAAAAACUGCUCCUGUGAGUGCGGCAGGGCAAACCCACUCCCUAGAAAGAUGGAGUGUGGCGGGUCCAAUCAGGAGAACCGCAUCGUCGGCGGGAUGCCGGCCGGCGCCAACCGGUACCCGUGGAUGGCUAGGAUCGUGUACGACGGACAGUUCCACUGCGGAGCCUCACUCCUCACCAAGGAGUAUGUGCUCACCGCUGCUCAUUGCGUCAGGAAAUUAAAACGCUCAAAGAUCCGCGUGAUCCUGGGCGACCACGACCAGACGAUCACGACCGAGAGCGCAGCCAUCAUGCGCGCUGUCACAGCCAUCGUGCGCCAUCGCAGCUUCGACCCUGACUCCUACAACAACGACAUAGCACUCCUCAAGCUGCGCAAGCCGGUGAACUUCUCCAGGAUCAUCAAGCCUGUUUGUUUGCCGCCUUCUGGCAUAGAUCCAUCAGGCAAGGAAGGCGUGGUGGUGGGCUGGGGCCGAACAUCGGAGGGAGGACAGCUGCCUGCCAUCGUGCAGGAGGUACGGGUGCCGAUCCUCUCGCUCAACCAGUGCCGGGGGAUGAAGUAUAGGGCCUCGCGUAUUACUAACAACAUGUUAUGUGCUGGCCGAGCAUCGACAGAUUCGUGUCAGGGCGACAGUGGUGGUCCCCUGCUCCUGCAACAGGGAGAUAAAUUCCAAAUUGUUGGUAUCGUGUCAUGGGGUGUAGGAUGCGGUCGACCCGGCUACCCGGGAGUAUACACGAGGAUCACUCGAUACUUACCCUGGCUUAGAGCUAACUUACGAGACACCUGUCUUUGCGGCAACUAAUUAAUGUCACAAGCAAAAGAACACGCUGAACAAUGUCCUUUUACUGGAAUACAAAUCGAAUAACUGAUAUUUCCAAAUUAUUAGGCUACAUAUUUUUUAUUUAUUUAACACGCAAAUAAUGAUUAGAUCUUAACCGUCUUACCACAAAAACUUUUAAACGUCAG